Messenger RNA from Cucurbita maxima (winter squash), 1163 nucleotides. RefSeq names its product zinc finger protein CONSTANS-LIKE 16-like. Gene Ontology annotation, cellular component: nucleus. The coding region runs from base 117 to 1154 and encodes 345 amino acids. The transcript is spliced from 2 exons. NCBI's taxonomy places the organism in Eukaryota, Viridiplantae, Streptophyta, Magnoliopsida, Cucurbitales, Cucurbitaceae. Gene Ontology annotation, biological process: regulation of DNA-templated transcription. The record is from RefSeq and is a predicted model, not a curated record. Gene Ontology annotation, molecular function: protein binding; zinc ion binding.
CCAUUAUUCUGAAGUAAUGGUCUGACUACUCUGCUUCACCUUUUUUUUUUGUUUUUCUUUUUUCUCUCCGAUCAUAUCAGAAGUGGAAGUUGGAUACGCAGGAAGUGGAUGAAAUUAUGUCAACCAAAAGCAGCAUAGCCAACGCAGUGGGCGGAAGGACGGCAAGAGCCUGCGACAGCUGCUUCCGAAAGCGAGCCCGAUGGUACUGCGCUGCCGACGACGCCUUUCUCUGCCAAUCCUGCGACUCCGCCGUCCAUUCAGCCAACCCCCUGGCCCGUCGCCACCAACGCCUCCGCCUUAACUCACCCACCUCCUCCAAUUCCAAACCCCCUUCUCCCUCGUGGGUGUCCGGCUUCACCCGCAAGCCCCGCACCCCUCGGCCCCCUCCCCGCCCAAAAUCCGACGACCUCCUCUCUAACCCCUCCUUCUCCCUCGUCCCCGAGGCCGACGACGCUACCUCCCACGAAGACAAUGAAGAGGAUCACCUCUUGUAUAGAGUCCCCACCUUCGACCCCUUCCUCCCCUCCCAUGAUCUGGAUCUUGCGGAUUUUGCUUCCGAUUUGGAGAGGCAGUGCUUUGACAUGGAGGGGCUCGGGUUGGUUAAGGUGGAGGAUCUUCACGAACAACAAGAAGCUGAUUAUUGUAGGGCUCAACAUCAAUUCGAGGCUCAGAUGGAUGUGAUGCGAGAGCCCUUCGAGUUGAUACCAGUGGUGGAUGUCAAGAAUGAAAGACAAGAGGAUUGUGCAGAGGAAACAGAGGAUGAAUCGAAAACGCAGAUGAAAAGAAGAGUGACAUUGCUAUUGGAUUGUGAGGCAGUAAUUGCGGCCUGGGGUGACGACAAGUCUCCAUGGACUACCGGAGAACGCCCCGAUUUAGACCCCGACCAACCCUGGCCUCACUUCAUGGCGCUUUGUGGAGGGAGGAACGGGCAGGGGUGUGGGGAAUAUGGGAUGGGCACGGCGGCGAUGGGGGACGGCAGGAGGGAGGCGCGUGUUUUGCGGUACAGGGAGAAGAGGCGGACGAGGUUGUUUUCGAAGAAAAUAAGGUACGAAGUUAGGAAAUUGAAUGCGGAGAAGAGACCCAGAAUGAAAGGGAGGUUCGUGAAGAGAACAGCUCUUACACACCCAGUUCUUCCCAUUAUGAGUAUCAAGUAAAUACCAAAA